Molecule: messenger RNA, 830 nt
Organism: Elgaria multicarinata webbii
Lineage: Eukaryota; Metazoa; Chordata; Lepidosauria; Squamata; Anguidae
Product: phospholipase A and acyltransferase 3-like
Exons: 4
Coding region: 106-627 (173 amino acids)
Biological process (GO): N-acylphosphatidylethanolamine metabolic process
Cellular component (GO): cytoplasm
Molecular function (GO): glycerophospholipid phospholipase A1 activity; A2-type glycerophospholipase activity
Source: RefSeq, a predicted model, not a curated record
ACAACCCUUCCAUCGAAGCAGAGACCAGGAGAAUAUCAGCCUGGAGUCUAGUGAAAUUUCUCAACCUUUUCUUACGGCGUGUCGGUGGACCAAACUUCUGUGACCAUGUGCAGUGUGGGGCCAAAAUACUAUGAAGACGACCUGCAACCUGGAGACCUGAUCGAAAUCUUCCGCUUUGGAUAUGAGCACUGGGCCAUCUACGUGGGAAACGGUUAUGUUAUCCAUUUGGCUCCCUCGUGCGAAAUUGCCGGGGCGGGCUUCGCCAGCUUCAUGUCUGUCGUAGAUGACAAGGCGUGGGUGAAGAAGGAGCUGCUGCGGGACGUGGUAGGGGACAACCGCUACCGGGUGAACAACAAGCAUGAUGACAAGUAUUCCGUGUUGCCUGUGGCCAAGGUUAUCCGGGAGGCCGAGAGAAGAGUGGGCCAGGAGUGUCAGUACAAACUCUCCAGUGAAAACUGUGAACAUUUUGUCACCGAGUUGCGCUAUGGCGUGCCCCGGAGUGACCAAGUUCGAACUGCCGUGAUAGGAGCGAGCAUCGCAGGGCUGGGUUUGCUUUCUUUGGGAGCCAUCGGUGCUUUCAUAGCCACGAAGAACAAGAGGCAACGGGACCGAGAAGAAUACCAAUAGCGGAAAGCUUUUCUACAGAUGCAAUUGAUUGCAUGCUCAUGAUUUGGUCACGCUUGCGGAAGUUUUCAGGUCCUUUUCAUGACGUCGUCAACCUCCGAGGCCUCUCCCACCAUUUUCAAAUGGGAAUCCGACAUUUUAUUUAAAAACCUCCAAUUGCUAUCACAAAUCAAUAUCAUGCAAUAAAGCACCGCCAUUUGCUUGAA